Messenger RNA from Papilio machaon (common yellow swallowtail), 703 nucleotides. Its product is annotated as peritrophin-1-like. The coding region runs from base 25 to 669 and encodes 214 amino acids. The transcript is spliced from 3 exons. Gene Ontology annotation, molecular function: chitin binding. Gene Ontology annotation, cellular component: extracellular region. The record is from RefSeq and is a predicted model, not a curated record. NCBI's taxonomy places the organism in Eukaryota, Metazoa, Arthropoda, Insecta, Lepidoptera, Papilionidae.
UAUAAAUCGUCUUUCUUUCGCUCGAUGUCAUCUUUCCUAUUGUUCUUCAGUUGCAUUCGGCCAAAGAUGAAAGUUUUAGCACUUAUUUUCGCCGCAAUAGUCGCAGUCAAUGCGUCUAAUCAAUGCCCUAAAGACGAAGAGUUGACAUGGGAAAAAGAUGUUCUUUUAGAACAUGAACUGUGUAACAAAUUUUACAAAUGCAGCUUCGGUUCUCCGGUUGAAAUGUCAUGUGCGGACGGUCUUUUCUUUAACCACGAACUUGGAAUAUGUGAUUGGAAACACAACGUAGAUUGUGGUGAUAGAAAUAUACCUGAUGAUAAACCAACCAGUGGAGAGGAUGACGGAGGUGAUGAUGAUGAUAAAGGUGAUGGCAAUGAAAAUGAUGAUGUAGAAACUGAUGUGUGCGCAAUACCCGGCAAGGACGUACCGGAAUCGGGAGUCUUGGAGAAUGGAUGCCCAAUUGAUCCGACUGUGCAUUGGCUUCUGCCUCAUGAGGAAGAUUGUAACAAAUUUUAUUAUUGCGUGAAUGGUGCCAAAAUUGAACAGCAGUGUUUCGGUCCCUUGCACUUUAACAGCAGACUUCAGGUAUGCGAUCUCCCAACGAAUGCGUGUUGUGCCAAGUCCUUCAACAAACACGUUUCUGGACGUCGCAUUUUAAUGCGAAAAUAAUUAAUUAAUUUUAGGAUCGUCAUCUUUUCAAUUU